Molecule: messenger RNA, 1545 nt
Organism: Cuscuta epithymum
Lineage: Eukaryota; Viridiplantae; Streptophyta; Magnoliopsida; Solanales; Convolvulaceae
Source: the annotation of a GenBank genome assembly
GCCCAAUUUAGGAUUUGACUGGCAUCAAACUCCGGUUUCUGAACUCCCCUCAUCAAGCUGGUGAAAAUUCUACAAAGCAUCAUUUCAGAAUUCCAUUUCCAGAUCGAAAUUCACCAUGAUGAUUAAAAUCAACAACUAACUGGUCCUUUUAGUCGAAUUAUAUACUCAUAAAAAUGAUGUCCCCUAAGCCAAUUUCCGAAGAUCGAGGUGGCCCUUCUCAGGCUGCUGCGUUUAGGCAAACACCCUUGCAGAUAAUCCAUUUUAUUGGAAACUUCAUGAGAAUAUGGUCAGUUUACUCAAUGUAUCGCUAUUUGUCUCAGACUGGGGCUUCUGUUGUACUAUUUAUCUUCAGCUGUCUUGUUCCGUCUUGCAUCAUAUUUUUGAUAAUGCAAAAGCCAUGGAAGGGCAGACCACUGGCUAAUACACAGGUAGUUCCUUCGGUGAUAAAUGGUGCCAUUACAGCACUAUACUUCACCAUGUGGGGGAAAGGCCUUAAAUCUUGUGGUCCUGUGCGAGCCAUAUUAGCCGAAUAUUCUGGUGCUGUUCUUGGAGUAGUAUCUGCUCUAUUAUAUGGAAGGAAGGGCCACAUCUGGAAAAAGGUGGGUGGACUCGUUGCAAUGUUGGCAUCUUUCUAUUUUUUAUCUCAAGGAUGGGCAAUGGCAACAUAUUCACCAAUUUCAUUCGGUGAUAGCACUAAUGAUGAUAAUGAGACAAAGAUGGAACAAGUUGUAGGCAUGAAGGAAAUGAUAAUCCCCAUCUUUGCCGGAAUCUUAUCAGCAUUGAGAAGAGUGAUUGCUCGGCGGGUGUCCCUUAAGAAUCAAUUGAAGAGACGACUCAAUGCCAUAACAAUUGCAUCUGCAACAUGUUUUUUGUUUCCAAUUGCCAUGUGGGACAUGAUUAUAGGAUCAAAUAGUGUAGAGUUGCCAUUUUCUGCAUGGACUUUUACAAGUACCAUCUUGUUUGGCAUCAUAUUGAUAUUCUACGUUGAUAGUAUUGCAGAGGAAAGGUUGCAAAUGGUUUUUUCUUCUCCAAGGCAUUUAAUGGCUGCUGGAGGAUGCAUCAUUGUCAUGGAAUUUGCGUACAAAAUGGACUUCUCCCUUCCUGGUUUUCUGAUAUGUGCAACCAUUUUGGGAUUUGGGAUAUAUGAAGCAACAUCACUGGACAUUACAAGGAAGGGUUCUUCACAAAGCUCAAGUCUGUCAAAUGGGUUCUUGGAUGAUCGAGUUGAAAUGUCCCCUCUUCCAACUUAAUGAAAACUAUACGCAUGGUUCAAUUAUUGCCAAUGACAUCACCAAAGUUCCUUAGUCAUAGAAAUCUGGGGCAACAAUGCAACAUGUGUAAUAUCUUGAGGUGCUGUCAUAUGACCAAACUUCUUUAUAUUUUCCCCCAAUUUUAGAGUUGAGAAUUUAUUGUACAGCUAAGUAGCUAACAUUGGAUACCAUUCACACUAAUUUGAUAUUUUGAUAUUUUAAUGCUUAGGUUUAAUGUGAUUAUUAAAUUCUGCACGCUUCCUCUUAUAUUGACUUUCACUUCUUUACCUCUGCC